AUGUUUAACGAAUUUACCAUUCGAAUCGGUGGAAAUCCCGAAACAGAAGAAGGUCGAGAGUUUCUAACCAGCUGUAGCCCAUUGACUCGCGCCGACAAUAUCAUUAGACCUUUGUUAAUUGCUCAGGGUCAAAAUGAUCCACGCGUAAAGCGUUCCGAAUCCGAUCAAAUUGUGGAGAAGCUCGUGUCCAAUUCAAUUCCAGUGGGUUAUAUUCUUUAUACCGAUGAAGGUCACGGAUUCGCUCGACCAGCGAACAGCCUAUCGUUCUAUUCCAUUGUGGAAAAAUUCCUGGCAAGGUAUUUGGAUGGAAGGUAUGAAGAGUUUGGCAAUGCCUUCGAGGAUGCCAAAUUCGAAGUACUAAAUGGGAAGGAGAUUUUAGGUCUAGAUUAG
Molecule: messenger RNA, 390 nt
Organism: Acaulospora morrowiae
Lineage: Eukaryota; Fungi; Glomeromycota; Glomeromycetes; Diversisporales; Acaulosporaceae
Source: the annotation of a GenBank genome assembly